ACAGGAUAUAUAUCUUCUACAUCUCCGUCACAAUGGAUAGAAUUAACAAAAGAAAUUUUAUCGAAAAAGAAGCCUGAUUAAUAUUUAAGUAGCACAUUACAAGUUAUUCAACAAUAUUGGAUAAUAAUAGUAAUUCGUGAUAACUGUCGUGUUUAUCGUGUCACAUCUAUUAGUGACAAUUCGCCAGUUCCGAUGACUCUCGCGGAUGAUCAACUAGAAUUGAAGAGAAAGCAUCGCAAGAGUAAGAGCGAUUCCAUGAGACGCUGCGAGCAAUCUUCCGCUGAAGAUGAGGGUAACAAGCGAUUCCACGGUGAUGGACUCGUCGUUAGGAUGCACUCGAAUCAUCGCUUGCUAGAGAUCACGGGCGACGGUUGUCGGAUCAUCCUGUCGAAAAAUUUCGGCAGCGUGCACGUCGUUGGUGAUGGUUGCAGGUUGCGCGUGAAUCACAACGUGGGCGAUAUCGAAUAUACUGGUGACGGUGGUCUUGUCCUCCUUGGACCGGACUCUUCUAAAGAGAAGGUGAAAUUCAUGGGCGACGGUGGGAAAGUGAUUCUCGAUUCAAAUAUGAGGUCGGAAGAGUUCUCAAGAGAACAGAAUAGAGAAACCGAAUACGUAGAAAAAAUUAUGUAUUCGUGUAAAAAAAUUAUCAGGAAGAUAUCAGAAUGUGAGAAGUGCGAAAACGCUGACAGGACAUCGAAUCGGGAAGAUUUGGACAAUAUCGUGAACGAUAUGAAAGAGAAGAGUCAAGGGAAGCGCAACAAAGAAACACGGAAAUCUACGCGGCAUCCGACCGUUACGAAGAUCGUCAUGAAGACGAUCCAAAAUGACGGUCAAUGCGCAAGGAAACGCUUCGACAAUUCUUCGUUGAUCAUUAAUUUCCAUGGUGACGAAAAAUCUAUCACGAACUUUGAGCACGAAUGUCAAGAUUAAAUGACGUAAUUGCAACUUUUAGGAAAAGUUACUUAAGAUAUGUUUGUUCCUCGAAGACAUUGAACAACCAAGCGCAAUCAAAAUUUGCACAAUUGAUUGCAAGUUAUAUUAACUUUUUAAAAGUUUUAGAAAGCCUUUUGUAUAUAAAAUGCGUUAGCGUUAGUCAUGCGUUAGUCAUGCAAAAUUGAUUGACAAUAUUUAUAAACUAUUGAUAAUUAAUUUAAUUUUAUUAUUGAUUUCGCGGGUAUUAUGUUUCCUAAUUUAUUGUGAUGUUUUUUAUUUAUUAUUUAAGAGAUACAUUUAAUAUUAUGUAACAUCACAAGCUUGCUAUUGUCAUAUAGAAAUAUGUAUAUUUUUUCCAUUAAAAAUAAAUUAUGAUAAAUUAUUUAAAAAAGAAAUAAUUUACUUUAAAAUAACUUUAAAACUAAAAAUAACUUUAAAAAUUACUUUCUGUGCGUUAUUGGAUAACAUCAUUAUAAAUAUUAAAAUAUAUCAUUGAUGGGGAAAAUUAUAUUCAAUUUAAAGAUGAAAUAGAAUUAUAUGCGUGCAAAGUUUUUAAAUGACAAUGUUUACAAUUAUGGCAAUAUUUUAA
This is a messenger RNA of Cataglyphis hispanica, 1522 nucleotides long. RefSeq lists its product as uncharacterized. The transcript has a single exon. The record is from RefSeq and is a predicted model, not a curated record. Lineage: Eukaryota; Metazoa; Arthropoda; Insecta; Hymenoptera; Formicidae. The coding region runs from base 193 to 930 and encodes 245 amino acids.